Molecule: messenger RNA, 570 nt
Organism: Medicago truncatula (barrel medic)
Lineage: Eukaryota; Viridiplantae; Streptophyta; Magnoliopsida; Fabales; Fabaceae
Product: receptor-like protein 9b
Exons: 1
Coding region: 1-570 (189 amino acids)
Molecular function (GO): protein binding
Source: RefSeq, a predicted model, not a curated record
AUGACUGGAUUGGAUUUAUCAAGUAAUAAUUUGAGUGGUAGCAUUCCAGCAGAGAUCGGAGAACUACGAGAAAUCAUUGCCUUGAAUCUCUCGCACAAUCGGUUAUCAGGAUCAAUACCAGAAAGCUUUUCCAAUUUGAUAAACAUUGAAAGUUUAGACCUUUCCAACAAUAAUUUGAGUGGUAAAAUACCUCAAAACCUAAAUGAUUUAUACUCUUUAGCCAUAUUCAAUGUCUCAUACAACAAAUUGUCUGGGAAAAUUCCAACCACAAUGCAGUUUGCAAAUUUUGAUGAGAAUAACUAUAGAGGUAAUUCAGAUCUUUGUGGAUCUGUUCUCAAUAUAAGCUGCAAUGAUACCAUUUUCUCAACAUUGGAGACAAUGCAAAAUCAGACUGCAAUGGAUAUGGAGUCCUUCUAUUGGGGUUUUGCUGCAUCUUAUGUCACACUUGUCAUUGGGUUGGCAAUAAUUAUUCUUUGGGUUAAUUCUCAUUGGUGCAUGGCUUGGUUCUAUUAUGUUGAUAUGUGUAUAUUUUAUUGCUUCUCAAGGUGUUUUAAGAAUGCUUUCCAUUAG